ACUUUUGUUCCGCCAUGCCCGAACCGGCCAAAUCCGCUCCUGCCCCGAAGAAGGGCUCCAAGAAGGCGGUGACCAAGGCGCAGAAGAAGGACGGCAAGAAGCGCAAGCGCAGCCGCAAGGAGAGCUACUCGGUGUACGUGUACAAGGUGCUGAAGCAGGUGCACCCGGACACGGGCAUCUCGUCCAAGGCCAUGGGCAUCAUGAACUCGUUCGUCAACGACAUCUUCGAGCGCAUCGCGGGCGAGGCGUCGCGCCUGGCGCACUACAACAAGCGCUCGACCAUCACGUCGCGGGAGAUCCAGACGGCCGUGCGCCUGCUGCUGCCCGGCGAGCUGGCCAAGCACGCCGUGUCCGAGGGCACCAAGGCCGUCACCAAGUACACCAGCUCCAAGUAGACGCUCCUGGGGUACCCGGAGACGCCAGCUUCAGACCCAAAGGCUCUUUUCAGAGCCACCACGCUUUCAGAGGGAGAGCUGU
Molecule: messenger RNA, 477 nt
Organism: Ochotona princeps (American pika)
Lineage: Eukaryota; Metazoa; Chordata; Mammalia; Lagomorpha; Ochotonidae
Product: histone H2B type 1-C/E/F/G/I
Exons: 1
Coding region: 15-395 (126 amino acids)
Cellular component (GO): nucleosome
Molecular function (GO): DNA binding; structural constituent of chromatin; protein heterodimerization activity
Source: RefSeq, a predicted model, not a curated record